This is a messenger RNA of Paraglomus brasilianum, 1428 nucleotides long. The record is from the annotation of a GenBank genome assembly. Lineage: Eukaryota; Fungi; Glomeromycota; Glomeromycetes; Paraglomerales; Paraglomeraceae.
AUGUCGAAGACUGGCGUUGGGCGAAGACAACAUGCGUGGAAACUACUAGCAGUGACUGUUAUACUCAUGGCAUUAAUUACGUUUUCUUUAAACUUUAUGGAUAUAUAUUCUAGCACCACCGUGCCUAUUAUCGAAGACAUUCCACCACCUCAACCGUUUGACAACGUCAAAUUAGCACCAUCUCCCUUCCUCGCGGAGUAUGCACCUACCACAUGUGACACUUCACUGCACAAUAGCUUUCCCAGAUAUCGCACCUUCCGCCUCAGAGGUCCCCGCAAUCGUGAAGUAUUAAUCUUCCGCUGGCUUCACUAUGCCUUUACUACCCAAAAAGAAUUAUCCUGGCCAGAUGCUGCACGCGAUCUCUGUCCCUAUCCACCUGAGCUUGCACCAUCUUUCCAGCGGAUCUUUGGUAAAUUUGCUCCUUCCCCGUACUCUGAUAUAACUAUAUGGCCUGCUGGAUAUGCACCAUGCUUUUUCUGGACUCAUCAUGGGUCUGGAGAGCAAGGCACUUGUGAGGGAGGCACGAGUUGGAGAAUAACGAUGAACUUUACUCUGUGGCGUGAAGCAGACGUGAUGCUAGUAGACUUUCCAUAUCUCCUCCGAGAGGAUUACCCACCAUACUAUGACCUUGCACGCUUUCCGCCAAAAAACACAAACCAAGUUUGGUGGUUAAAACUCAUAGACGAGGGUCUAGCAUACGAGUGGUAUGCCGGACUCAGAGGUUUCCGCGAAUUGUUUGAAAUGACCAUGGGCCCUCCUGCACGGGUUUUUGACAUAUUCCAACCGACUUUUGGGAUUGCUCGAGACCGUAUGCCUGCGUUUUAUAAUACUGUUGUGCCCUUUGAGAAGAAAAAAUCAGACGUUUUGGUUGCAUGGAUGAGUGGAAACUGCUAUCCCAAGAACAAUCGAAACGAAUUCGUCGCCGACCUUAUGAAGUAUACCUCCGUCGAUUCGUACGGCAGCUGUCACCACACCAAAGAUGUACCUGAAUAUGUUCUCGAAAAGUACGGAGUUAAGCCUGAGGGCAAUGCGACGGCACAUUGGCAAGCCAACAUGUUUGAAGUCAAGCGGGAUACGCUGUCACCCUAUAAAUUUAUAUUGGCACUUGAAAAUUCCAACUGUAUGGGCUAUGUCACGGAGAAAGUCUAUGAUCCGAUACUAAUCGACGCCAUCCCCAUUUACAUGGGCGCGCCGGACAUUGAUGCUUACGUUCCCCCGCAUUCAAUUAUAAAAGUGACGGACUUUAAGACGGUCAAAGAGGUUGCAGAUUAUAUAGAAAAGGUGGCAAAUAACAAGACUUUAUAUGAGAGUUAUUUCGAGUGGAAAAAAGAUAAGACUUAUAAUAGCUUCUGUGAAAAGUGUUGGAAGGGUGAUAAAUCGUACAUGUGUAAAUUCUUGGAAAGAGCUGAGUGGGUUGAUGAGUCUUAG